Molecule: messenger RNA, 1097 nt
Organism: Carica papaya (papaya)
Lineage: Eukaryota; Viridiplantae; Streptophyta; Magnoliopsida; Brassicales; Caricaceae
Gene: MYB59
Product: myb domain protein 59
Biological process (GO): regulation of DNA-templated transcription
Cellular component (GO): nucleus
Molecular function (GO): sequence-specific DNA binding; DNA-binding transcription factor activity
Source: RefSeq, a predicted model, not a curated record
UAUAAAUAUAAGCAGUGUGCAUGUAGGAUGUACAAGUAGGUGAAGUAUAAGAGAGAGGGAAAGAGAACGAGAACAGUCAGAUAAAAAGCAAAAGAGAAAAAGCAAAAUGAAAAUGGUGCAAGAGGAAACCAGAAAGGGACCAUGGACGGAACAAGAGGACAUCCUUCUGGUCAACUUUGUGCACUUAUUUGGAGAUCGACGAUGGGAUUUUAUAGCAAAAGUUUCAGGUUUGAACAGAACAGGAAAGAGUUGCAGGUUAAGGUGGGUUAAUUACCUUCACCCUGGUCUCAAACGUGGGAAGAUGACCCUUCAAGAGGAGCGCCUGGUGCUUGAACUUCAUGCUAAAUGGGGAAAUAGGUGGUCAAGAAUUGCCCGGAAAUUACCAGGGCGUACUGAUAAUGAAAUUAAGAAUUACUGGAGAACCCAUAUGAGGAAAAAGGCUCAACAGAGGAAACAGGACAAUUCUCCAUCGUCCCCAUCAUCUAAUUGCUGUUCCUCGUCAUCAACUGUUACCACAGUGGACUUGAUGCUAUUCCCAGAUGCAGGAAAAGCAAGUUUUUAUGAUACAGGUGGACUUGAUCAUGUUACAACUCCAGAAGGGAAAAAGAUUGAAGUUGAGGAAGAGAAGGGAUACUCCAUGGAUGAUAUAUGGAAAGAUAUCGAUCUCUCGGAAGAAAACACCAUAAAACCAGUAAGUAAUGGAUACAGCAAUUUCUCUUAUCCUUCUAUUGUUGCUUCUCCAUCCUGGGAGUACUCUCUGGACUCAGUCUGGCGUAUAUUUGAAGAAGAUACUAAGAUGUUUCUCCCCACCAAUCAGUUCCCUCCCUGCAGCUACGAGUAUGGGGAGGCAUUUUUAACCGGCUAAUCAGAAUUUUAUUGAUUUAUUGUUUAUAUAUAUAUAUGUGAUAUUCCCCCCAAAGAAACUCUAACCUGUAUAGUAUGGGUGUUCUCCGAGCUGUCUGAUACAGUCUUGCAUCAUUCCAAAUCACUGUUAACCAUCUCAAGCAUAGUCUCUAUAUCCCUGUGUUGUGAGUUUUUAAAUCUCAGAGAGAAGAGAAAAUCCUAUCAGAUCUCUCUUGAAGAGACUGGUAUGUUAA